AUGCGCAACGCGUUCAACACUUUCAAUUCGAUUUUUUUAUGCGAUCUUCUAUGAGAUAUCGUAAAGUUUGCCAUGCCAGCCAAGCGCAUUAAUGGAUUCUAUGUGCCGCGACUGAAACGUGUUUGAAAUUCGCAAAACCAAUUCGACUAAAGAAAGAACUGUGAAAACUGUUUGGGCUCACUAAAUAAACAAAAAAAAAGUGUCAACAAAUAAAGAAAAUAGGUCCAAAAAUCAAUUCAGCAUAAAAAAAAGUCUCUCUUUUACUUCGCACAGCAUGCGUGAACGCAGUCAAACCACACCGCGACGCCGUCGUGUUGGUCCCAAACAGGCGCUGCCCGUGGAGCCCAGCUACAAUAUGGACAACACGGAGCAUAUUUAUGGCACCACAUUGCUGCCAUCGCAGCGUCGCUAUAUGGAUCCCUGGGAUCUGGAGAACUACGAUUAUGUGCGCAAGAAAAUGGACAUAGAUGUGGCGGCGAACGUUUUGCCAGACUACGAAACGGCGCUCGACUACGAACAGGCCUCCCAUUCGCCCAGUCCGACGGCUGCGCCUGUCUAUGGCUAUGGCAAUGGCUUGGCCAUGGCUUCUACCAUGCCACGCCCACACACAAGACGCCUCUCGCGCAGCCAAUGCCAGCUGGAGUGCUGUCGCCUGCCCAGUCGCAGUCGCAAGGAGCUAUUGUAUGCCACACGCAGCGAACUGUAUGGCGCCCCAGUCGCCAGUCGCUAUGAUGACUAUAUGGCCACCAUGACGCGACAGCUGCAUCUGGACGACGAGGACGGGCAGGAGGAGCUGUAUGCCGAACAACGGCAGCUAUACAAUGGCUAUGGAGGCUUUUCCAGCGCCAGCUCCACGGAGCAGCACUCUUCCAUUGGCGAUGAGAUGCCCUCGAUGACGCUGCCCCGCCGAGCGGCCACCCUACAGCGUCGGCCCAUGCCCAGUCAGAGCACGGAGCCGAGCAACAACAACUACAGUGCGGGCUAUGGUACGGCGCCGCAUCCGCGACGCAGACGCAGUGCUGCCACGCCUGGCAAAUCAAUGGCCAUGUUGCAGACGACGCCACAGAUUGACUUCCCCGCACCGCCGCCGCUCUCGCCCGCCUACGACUAUUGCAAUCCAUAUGCUACAAUGCCGUAUUGCAGCCUACCGGAUUGCGCCGAGUGCCAACAGCAGGUGACGUCCCUCAUCUAUGCCGCACCCUCCACACUGUACGGCACCUUGGCGGGCGGACGAACGGCGACCCAGUGCGAUUCGCCCAGCGACUCAUCGCUCUACGCCGGAAUUUAUGCGCGUAAAUUUGGCUUGAGCAAGAAGGGGGUGCUCCAAAUCGACUACUCCUGCAGCUGGAAUGACUUGGAUCGCGUCAUGGGUCGUCAGUACUGAGUAUCCACUGUACUGCACUAGAUCUUGGGUGUUAGGGUUUAGUCUCUAGUUAAACUAUUCUUAGUUAAGAGCGACUCAAAGUCGUCUAUACAUGAGUUAACGAAUUUCAUUUGUACUUAACUCAUCUCACACACACGCACACACACACAAAACAACCCGUACCAAAUAAUUUAAAUUGUUUUAGUAUCGAUUUAGUCGCUCUCCAAGUCACGCAUUAAUCGUGCAAAAAGUCUUCAAGAUUUAUCGAAUAAAGUUGA
Drosophila novamexicana is the source of this 1641-nucleotide messenger RNA. RefSeq lists its product as uncharacterized. The transcript has 3 exons. The record is from RefSeq and is a predicted model, not a curated record. Bases 275 to 1384 code for a protein of 369 amino acids. NCBI's taxonomy places the organism in Eukaryota, Metazoa, Arthropoda, Insecta, Diptera, Drosophilidae.